Molecule: messenger RNA, 252 nt
Organism: Rhodotorula toruloides NP11
Lineage: Eukaryota; Fungi; Basidiomycota; Microbotryomycetes; Sporidiobolales; Sporidiobolaceae
Product: fatty acid desaturase 2 (delta-6 desaturase)
Exons: 4
Coding region: 1-252 (83 amino acids)
Cellular component (GO): intracellular membrane-bounded organelle; endoplasmic reticulum membrane
Molecular function (GO): heme binding
Source: RefSeq, a predicted model, not a curated record
AUGUCCAAGGUCAUCACCGCUGAGGAGGUCGCCAAGCACAACACAGCAGACUCGGCGUGGGUCAUUGUCGAGGGCGGCGUCUACGAUGUUACCGACUUUCUCGAGGACCACCCGGGCGGCAAGAAGGUCCUCCUCAAGGCGUGCGGGCAGGACAGUACCGAGAAGUUCCACCAGUUUCAUGGGGCGUCGGUGCUGAAGAAAACCGCGAAACCGUUCCUCAUUGGCAAGGUUGGCGAAGCCUCGAAGCUCUGA